AUGGAUGCAGUGAAGGAAAUUUCUCCUGCUUCGCAGGAUUACAAUUUGGAUUUGCUCGAGAACCUCCCAACAAAAUACAUGAUGUAUAUCGGAACCUGCAUGAAAACGAUGGAGAGUGAUUUUAGGAAUUGUAAUGCAUAUGUUAUUGAGGAGAUUCUUACGAAGAAACCUGUUUCCAGAGAGUGUUGUAUGAAGGUAGUAAAAGCUGGAAAAAAAUGCUACAUGGAGAUUAGAAAGGUGAUGUUUCAAUUUUAUCAACUCAAACGCUUCGCUUCUCAAGUUUCUUUCAGAAUUAACGAGGUUUGGGAUAGAUGUUCUACUGAAGUUGAAAGUCCUUCAUCAUCUCACUAUUAA
Eruca vesicaria subsp. sativa (arugula) is the source of this 354-nucleotide messenger RNA. NCBI's taxonomy places the organism in Eukaryota, Viridiplantae, Streptophyta, Magnoliopsida, Brassicales, Brassicaceae. The record is from the annotation of a GenBank genome assembly.